Messenger RNA from Paramormyrops kingsleyae, 3034 nucleotides. It is a transcript of the gene sema3e, whose product is annotated as sema domain, immunoglobulin domain (Ig), short basic domain, secreted, (semaphorin) 3E. Gene Ontology annotation, biological process: positive regulation of cell migration; neural crest cell migration; semaphorin-plexin signaling pathway. Gene Ontology annotation, cellular component: plasma membrane. Gene Ontology annotation, molecular function: chemorepellent activity; semaphorin receptor binding. The record is from RefSeq and is a predicted model, not a curated record. Lineage: Eukaryota; Metazoa; Chordata; Actinopteri; Osteoglossiformes; Mormyridae.
GCCAGCAAGGGCUGAUUCACAGUAUUUGGAGAGAGGCUGACAGUUACUGGAAACAGAACCAUCGGGAGACUGCAUCUCACCCCCCUCAGCCACCUUCUCCCCUGUGCCUCCUCAGAGGUCCAACCAGCUGGCAUCUGGCAAGACGCUCCCCUCCUCAGGUGGACUCUAAUCGCAUCCACGCCGGCUGGAUGGAACCGAUCCCCGCCAGGAAUUGAGCCCAGAAGAUCUCUAGAAAACGAGCGUCCCGCUCUCUGAAGUGACCGGAACGUUGUGAUGGCAGUUCCGGGGUAUCAAUGGGCUUCCCUUCUGCUGCUGGUGGGGAUGAUCUUGCAGAGUACGACCCUGGCGGUUGGAAGCAGCUCCCCCAGACUGAGGCUGUCCCACAAAGAGCUAUGGCAUCUGAACAGGACCUGGGCAUUUGACAGCCCCCAGGGGCCCCUGAGCCCUCGGACCAUGCUGCUGGAUGAGCACGAGGAACGGCUCUUUGUCGGGGUUCGAGAUGGCCUGUUCUCGCUGAGCCUGGAGCGGGUUAACAGCAAGCACAGAGAGAUUUCCUGGGCCAGCACAGCAGGACAAGUGGAUGACUGCUUAAUGAAGGGGAGAGAGAAGGCUGAAUGUGCCAAUUAUGUAAAGGUCCUUCAUCAAUACAACAGGACCCAUCUUCUGGCCUGUGGGACGGGAGCCUUCGAUCCCAUCUGUGCCUUUGUCAACGUGGGACGUUGGGCGGAGGAUGGUCUGUUUCAACUGGAGACCAGUCACAUCAAGGGCAGCAGAGGAAGAUGCCCGUUUGACCCCAACAGCUCAUGUACCUCUGUCUUCUCCAAAGGACAACUGUAUGUGGGCCUCUACACAGACUACUGGGAGAAUGACGCGGCACUCUGUCGCUACGGUGACGCCAGCUUCACCCGGACCGAGCAGAACCACAGGCAGCAGCUGAACGAGCCAAAGUUUGUAGGAUCUGUCAUCAUCCCCGACAACGACGACCCAGACGAUGACAAGGUGUAUUUCUUCUUCACGGAAAAGGCCGCAGACACCGAAGAUGGUAACAGCGCGGUUUACAGCAGAAUCGGCAGGGUCUGCGCGAAUGAUGUGGGAGGACAGAGGAUGCUGGUGAACAAGUGGACCUCAUUCACCAAGACUCGCUUGGUCUGUUCCGUGCCCGGAUCUGACGGGAUGAGCACACAUUUUGACGAGCUGGUGGACGUGUUUGUGCUGAAGAGGAAGGAUGAGAAGAAGCCAGAGAUUUUUGGCCUGUUCAGCACAACCAGCAACAUUUUCAAAGGCUACGCCGUGUGUGUCUACAGCAUGGAUGAGGUCCGCGCCGCCUUCAAUGGGCCGUAUGCACACAAGGAGCGCCCUGACCACCACUGGGCCGCCUUUCAGGGGAGGGUCCCAUUCCCAAGACCCGGAUCGUGUGCCAGUCAGAUGAACGGAGGGCAGUUUUCCAGCUCCAGGGAGUACCCGGAUGAGGUGCUGCGUUUCAUCCGGACCCACCCAGUCAUGUUCCAGCCCGUCCAGCCUGUCCAUCACCGGCCCAUCCUGAUAAGAACCGACGCCGAGCAAAGGUUCACGCAAAUUGCGGUUGACCGGGUGGAGGCUGAGGAUGGACAUUACGAUGUGCUCUUCAUCGGCACAGACAACUCCGUGGUGUUGAAGGUGAUUACCAUCCACAAUAAAGAGACCAACACCAUCGAGGAAGUUGUUCUGGAAGAACUCCAUGUUUUCAAGGUUCCUGUGCCAAUCACCGAAAUCCUGAUUUCUUCGAAGAGGCAGCGGCUGUUCGUCAGCUCGGAGCUGGGUGUGGCCCAGGUGCGGGUCCAUCAGUGUCGCCUGUACGGUGCGGCCUGCGCCGACUGCUGUUUGGCUCGAGACCCUUACUGUGCCUGGGACGGCGUCACCUGCUCCCGUUACCUUCCCGCCGGAAUCUCCAUGAAGCGGCGCGUCAGGCGGCAAGACGUUCGCCAUGGAAACGCCAUUCAGCAGUGCAACGGGAUGCAGAUAAAUGGAGGGCAGCUAGAGAAGCCCGAGGAGAAGCUGGUGUACGGCGUGGAGGGGAACGGCACGUUGCUGGAAUGCAGCCCGCGAUCGCUGCGGGCCAACGUGGUGUGGCUGGCCCAGAGGGGGCCGGACGCGGAUGAGGUGAAGGCUGACGACAGGGUGGCACAGACCCCUCACGGCCUUCUGUUCCUCCGGCUGCGGCGGGCAGACUCCGGGGUCUACCUGUGUCAAACAGAGGAGCGAGGAUUCAUCCACACUGUGGCCAGGAUCUCCCUGGAGGUACUAGAGGAAGAGCGUGUCGAAGAGCUGCUCCACCAGGAGGGAGAGGCCCAGCACCGGGCACCCUGCCCCCUCCCCGGGGCCCCCCAUAGCUCCACCCCUAGGCUUUGGUAUAAGGAGUUCCUUCAGCUGAUUGGCUACAGCAACGUCCACAAGGUGGAGGAGUACUGCGAAAGGGUGUGGUGUUCCAACAGGGGGCGCAAGAAGCUGAAGUCCUUGAACUCCAAGUGGAAGCUGUCUCAGGCACAGGAGAGGCGAGGCAGGACACGCGUGGACCACCAGCGCGCACCCAGGCAUGCUCCAGCCACCUGAAGGGCGGCGACGUUGCAUAAACCUGCCAGUAACAGCACAGCGCUUAAAAAGAAGCGGACAGAGGGACAGAUCAGGACGUGAACACGGACUCAGCACUUAAAAAGUGCCAGUUGUACAUGUUCAAGAUGAUGUUUUGUGCACAUUUUUUUUUUUUUAUUUGUUUCUUUAAAUUAUUACGGUAUUGUACAUGUAUGAUGUAACUGAGGUAGAUUAGAUGUGCUUUCAAAAGUUAAACUGGAAAGCCUACUGCUGUAUUCAUAAUUUAGCCUUUCUUUUGUGUUAUUUAAAGAUUUUCAUUUUUUGCUCUGAGUGUGUAAAUAUGAAUAUCUGUUUGUACUUCACACAGCAUUCACCCUGCAGUGAGCGUGAUUGUUAUACACGUAGAAUAGGAGUGAUCAGCAAAUACAUUCUGUCUGAAUUUUGAAUAAACCCCCUUUCCGCUUUA